This is a messenger RNA of Didymodactylos carnosus, 849 nucleotides long. The record is from the annotation of a GenBank genome assembly. Lineage: Eukaryota; Metazoa; Rotifera; Eurotatoria; Philodinida; Philodinidae.
AUGGCAAAUUCGACCAUUAUCACUACUCCUAGUUCAGUUGUUCAACAACUCAAUUUGUAUAUUCCAAUAGUAUUCAUUUUCCUUGGCAGCAUUGGUAACGUUCUAAAUAUUAUUAUAUUUCGACAAAGAUCAUUGAGAUCAUUACCGUGUUCUAUCUACUUUUUAUCAUCAUCUAUUGCCAAUAUAUUUGUUAUUUAUUUUUCUCUACUUACACGUCUUUUAACGCAAUAUGCUGGUAUACCAACCGAUACGGGUUCAGAUACAUUUUGUAAAACAAAAUAUUAUAUUCUUUAUUCAUCGCGUACGCUCUCAGCAUGGUUCAUUGUUCUCGCAGCAAUUGAUCGAUAUGCGAGUUCAAGUCAAGAUAAUCGACGACGAAAAUUUAGUCGAUUAUCUGUGGCAUAUUCAUUAAUUGGUAUCAUCAGUGGUUUCAUAUUCACUAACUACGUUCAUAUCCUCAUCUAUUUUAAAUUAACCAUGAUCAGAAAUCAAUACAACAAAAUUGUACCAUCGUGUAUUCUACAAGCAGGUUUGAAUAUUUACAUGAUCUUUUCUGAUUUUUUCUUUUUAACAUGGUAUUGUCUAUUACCACCUUUACUUAUGACUAUUUUUGGAAUUUUAACAAUUAAGAAUGUUCGAACAUCACAACGACGAAUUGUGCCUAACAACAAUUCAGCAUUACAGCAACAAAUAAAAAAGAAUAAUCAAUUGGUAAAAAUGCUUUUACUUCAAAUAUUAACAUUUAUUCCAUUGACGUUACCAUUUGACACGCAAAUCUCUAUAUAUGAAAAUAUUAUCAAUCAUCAUAAUUUUCACUUCAUAAAAUCAAAAGGNUACUUCAAAUAUUAA